CGAUACCCCUCCUCUCCCCUAUCUAUUCCCCCCCCCCAUCUACUCCCCUCCCCUUUGCGCCGAAUUAAGAGCAAUGCAAAUUCCCACCCAGACCAAGCGGGCAUCCGGCUCGGUAGCCGGAGGCAAGGGACCCAAGGAUCCGACCCAUGGCCGCCUCGGUGACCGACAGACCACACAGAGCAUGCUCUCCGAGUCCCAGCUCGGCACCGGGCAUCCCGGCGAUGAUGACAAGAUGGACGUCGACCCGCCUGUCACCUCGCGCCGCAGUAGCAUCACCGGUGGCCCGCCGAGCAAUAUGGAUGAUGCCAUGUGUGCGGAAAAGGGCCUCCCCGGCACCGGGGCGGCCCGCUCCUCUCUGUCGACCGGCAACCCUGGGCCGCACUUCUCCCCGGAGGGGCCCUUCCCCUUUCGUCGGCACCGGAACCGCCAGUUCGAUCCGCGGCCUCUAAGCGGGACUCCCUUCGGCAGCUGCGAUGACUUUGCCAGCACAUUGUCGAUCCCGCCCUCGGGCGCGGCCGAGGCCGGCGCCGCCGAGCAGCACACCUCCGACGUCCGGUCUCUCAAGCAGCCGGGCGCGGCUGGUGGCGGUCCGGGCGUCGGCCCGCGUGGGUCCGGCGCUGGCCUUCACCCGCCGAAGGUCCGGUCGAAGCUGGGAGAGUCGAGCGCCUUGCGCUUUGAGUCUGGUCCCGGUCCGGGCCCGAGCUCCCUGAGCCCGCAGCAGCGCCAGCAGCAGCAGAACUCCCCGCGUCCGGCUCUCUCUCAGGCGGCCAACCGGGCAGCCGGCGGCCCGGUGGCGCCGUCGAAGCCGCACUCGCAGCCGCACUCGCAGCCGCACUCGCAGCAGCAGCACCAGCAGCAGCAGCAGCAGCACCAGCAGCAGCAGCAGCGCGGCGCUGCUCGCAUGCGCUCUCCCCUGAACACCACCGCGGCCAGCUCGCCGCGCAAGGGGAUCAACUCGUCUGGCGGGAUUUCCGACUGCCCAUCGCAGGGCAACAUUCGCCGGGCCUCGGCCGACAUGUGUUGGGAGGGUGGCCCGGUCUUCUACCAGUCCGAGUGA
Messenger RNA from Fonticula alba, 1057 nucleotides. RefSeq lists its product as hypothetical. The transcript is spliced from 3 exons. The record is from RefSeq and is a predicted model, not a curated record. Bases 74 to 1057 code for a protein of 327 amino acids. Lineage: Eukaryota; Rotosphaerida; Fonticulaceae.